AUGAUGUCUAAGAUGAUGCAAGAAGGACCGGCACCUUCUGAGAGCCAGGAACAUUGUCUGGAAGUGCACAGCCUCUUGCUGAAACUGUAUCCGGAGUCCAAGCGCGACACUAUCGCCUACUUCCGAGAGAAACAACGGGAUCAGUACGAAGAAAUCUGCCUAAAAGCGCUGGACUUCAUGUCGAAAUGUUUAGAGGAACUGGAACCGUGCCUUAUUGAAAUUCAUGUUGUGGAAUUAUAUAAUUUGCCUCCCGUCAAUCGGGAAUCUCCUGUGGAAUUGCACGCUUUACGCGACAAAGCCGAUAAGGCACUCUCAGCUUUAAGACGUUUAAACCGAACACAAUAUGGUAUCCUCAAUGAUAUUCUCGUCUAUUUCGUAUCGCUCAAGCUUGACCCAGCCACUCGCCGCGCUUGGAAACUCAAAACUGGAUCUGAAUCGACGUCGCCAAAUUACGAAGAUUUAAUUAACUUUAUAUCGUCGCGUGCGCUCGCUAUUGAAGAAUUAUCGUCUUCCGAAGGCAAUAAAUGUCGACAAACCGUAAAAUCGAAUAAUGCGACACUUUCUAAUCAGUCUCCCGAUCAAUGCAAACUUUGUAAAAAACCGCAUUAUAUUAGUAGGUGUCAGCAAUUCUUAAAUAAUAGUUCGAAUCAACGACGCGAAUUAGUGAAAAAUUCAAACAGAUGUUUCAAUUGUCUCGGCAUAAAGCAUUCCGCGCAAGAAUGUAAAAGUAAAAAUACAUGUCGCACGUGUCAAAAGAUGCAUCAUUCUCUCUUGCAUAUUGAUUCGACCUCUUCUAUCGAUACAAGCGCGACACAAUCUAAUGCGUUAAGCGUAAAUAAUACCGUCGACGCUCCCGAAACGUCAAAGGCCGUCGCAAUGUCCGCCGUAUGUUCAAGUGCGCCCGUGUCAUCCGUCCUACCUGUCACGGCGAAAGUAAUGGUCCGAUCUCUCGACGGUCGGGUCUGUGAAGCUCGUGUCCUGAUUGAUCAAGGGUCCGAGGUCACAUUUAUUUCAGAAAAAUUAGCAAGAAUAUUGCGUUUAAAUCGAAAGCGAAUUCUCGCUCAAAUCUCCGCAGUAGGAGGUGUCGACGCGGAUACAUGUCGAUACUCCGCUAUCAUUGAACUCGUACCCCGCGGAAAGCCUAAGCCAGUUUUCACAACAGUCGCAUACAUUCUCAAGGCGCUAACUAAAUACGCGCCGCUAUUGUCAGCAUCAGUAGCUGACUGGAGACACUUAAAUUCUCUCACGUUAGCGGACGACGAUCCUACAGGAUCAAGUCCUAUUGACAUCAUAAUUGAUGCUGAUAUUUAUGGUCACGUCAUUCUGAACGGAAUCCGGAAAGGACCAAUAGGGCAACCUAUCACCCAACGAUUUCACUUUGGAUGGAUUCUUUCCGGACCAGCUCAAAAUCGAAACGCUGUCGCUCAUACAAUUAACGUUUUUCAUUGUUCCCUCGAGCAUGAUUUACGUCAGUUCUGGGAAAUUGAGGAAAUUCCACGAUCUAAAAUUUUGUCUCCUGCUGAAGAACAGUCUUUAAAACGACGCCUAGAUACGAAUCCAGAUAUUAAUUCGGAAUACUCGGCUUUUCUCGAGGAAUAUGAGCAUCUAAACCACAUGCAAAAAGUGCAACCGCCAAUCAAGCCUCAGUCGCAAAUGGUCUAUCUACCGCAACACCCCGUAAUUCGCGCAACGAGCUCAACCACAAGACUGCGCGUAGUAUUUAACGCAUCGAGCCUCACUACAAAUGGGACAUCACUAAAUUCUCAUCUCGAAAUCGGGUCUAAAUUGCAAACAGAAAUAACGUCGAUUUUACUGCGAUGGCGACAACAUAAGUAUGUUUACAUGGCGGAUAUUGCCAAGAUGUAUCAACAGAUUUUAAUUGACCCUCGUGAUCGCAACUACCAACGCAUCGUCUGGUAUAAUCAAGAUCAAAUCGCUAUCCAGGAUUAUCAACUAUCGACUGUCACUUAUGGAACCGCUUCAGCCCCGUUUCUUGCUCUGAGAGUGCUGAAGCAAUUAUUAACUGACGAAGGGGCCGCGUUUCCCCUCGCCGCUCCGAUUUUUCAAGAUUUAUGUGGAUGA
Messenger RNA from Camponotus floridanus (Florida carpenter ant), 2082 nucleotides. RefSeq lists its product as uncharacterized. The transcript has 4 exons. The record is from RefSeq and is a predicted model, not a curated record. The coding region runs from base 1 to 2082 and encodes 693 amino acids. NCBI's taxonomy places the organism in Eukaryota, Metazoa, Arthropoda, Insecta, Hymenoptera, Formicidae.